UACACAGUAGCCUACUUACAUAGUUUUGCACUGCGCUCGAGGGUAUAUGUAAAGGGCGCUAUAUCUUUUGGAAUACCGCUGUCCUACUAUUCAAAGCAAUUGCCUCAUUGUACAGCUUGCCAUGCCAAAGAGUGACACGUGGCUCGGCGACGUUGCCGUGGAAAAGCCGGGAGGCAUCACCGUGGAGACGCUGGGUGGCAUGGACAGUGCUGGCAGCUGUGAUAGUGUUGUCAGCAUCCACUCUGGUUUUAGCGAUGGCAGUCUGGAGGAGCUCUCUGCCGAGGAGAGAGAGUGUAUCCUGUUCCUGGAGGAGACCCUGGAGUCUCUGGAGGCUGAGGAGGAGAGUGACCUGCCCAGUGAUGAGCCUGACCUCCAUCUCGCCCCCAGCAGCCUGGCCGAGAAGAUCGCCCACCUCUCCGCCUCCCUGUCAGGCUCUAUCUCCAAACAUCUGCAUGAUGGUCCCAAAGGAGAGGUGGGAAGAGAGCACAAGUCUGUCCCAGGCCUUCUGGUGCCCACUCCACUGGUGAUGGCCAACAGCAGCCAGCCCAUCACUGAGCCUGGCUUGGGGCCUGCACCCACUGCCUCUCCCUGCCACCGCUCAUCCACAGGGCAGGACGCCACGGCUCCAAACAGGAAAGAAGGGCGCGAGGAUCGGCCCAAAACCGGCCCAUCCAGGGGCCCCCUGUCUUACGAGGGUCUGAUAGAGCUACGGUCGAAGCCACCCUUGAAGAAGCACGCUCAGAGCUUCUCUUCUGGAGACCGAGAGAGGGCCAAGUUGUCCCCCAAUAACCCCAGCGAGGGAAGCCAAUCCCAUCGCCCCUCUGGCUCACCUUCCCAGCAUCCACUUCUUCCCCAGACCCCCAAACCCAAAGCUACCCCUCCUAUGGUUGCACCUAAACCCAGAAAGCUCCCACCCAGCAUUGACGUGUCGACCCAAAAAGCGGCCGUCCCCACCACGGACCCCAGGACACACUGCUUGGGCACCUCGCCCAGAGAGAGGGGGAUGAUGGACCCCCAGCAGGUGAGGAGGGAGGCUCUGGCGAAAUUGGGGCUCCUACAGGAUGGGGGGGCUGUUCCCCCGCCCGUCGCUCGGUCCCAGCAUCCUGCGACGACCCGCCCACGCUCCAGGAGCGACCUUCCUCCCAUCACCGCCAGCUCACGGCCCCCCCUGCCCACCGGGGGGAAGUCCGUCACCCUGGACCGUUCAGGUGUGGGCGUCGAUAGCUCGGGCUUGAAGCCCCGCACCCGCAUCCGCGCCACCUCGCUCAGAGACAAGAAGGAACUUGCGGCCUCCCAACCGGACACCCCGGCCACCGAGCCCACAGCCCAAAAGCCCCUGUUACCAAACAACAUCUCUGUGGCAAUGACGCCCUGGAACCAGCCAGGACAGGUGAGGCAGGAGGCCUUAAGGAAGCUGGGACUACUGAGGGAAUGAAAACAACCCCACACCCAAACCCAAAAAACUGCCCCCCAAACACUGCUCUCCCAACACAGGAGACCAUUCCCCACCCUCCCUGCCUGGCUGUAGCUAGGAGGUGGCAUGACUCACGCCGUGAGCUGCUCACCAGAUUGAUUGAAACACAAUUAAGAUAUUUACACAGGCUGUGUGUACACAAGUCUGUGGGGCAAAGGCCUAUGGCAUGAGAUUCAGCCAUAGGCUGCUACUCCACCCUACAGACUGACUCUUCUGAGGAGAGCAUCCUGCCAUGUUUUUCUCUUUUACUGCAUACUUUCCCAGUUUAAAUAAUUAAGGGCAGGCAUACAUUAUAUGACAGCCAGUUGGAUGAUAGUAUCUAGACUAUACGGGCUGCCGACCAGAUUACACAAAAACAUCAUAAAAGGAAGCACCUCCUGAUUGGGAAUAAGAACAGAAUCUGCUCACAUUGGGAGCCUGUAAACCAGUCAGGUCAGUCGGAAUAGUAUCUCCUACUUAGCGAGUUGUAACGUUUUCCCUAUCUGAACAUUCAGGAACCUGCAAGUCGUGUAAUGUAUGCCCACGCUAAAGGGGUGUGUGCAGAUGAACACCGAUGAGAUGCCUUUCAUUUUGACACUGCAUUCACUGUGUCUGCCAAACUGCCUUCAAUGGACAAAAUGUGUGCACUGAAAAAAAUGGCUGUCUUAACAAGCGUUUUUAGUCUUGUAAUCAGUCUUAAGAUCUUUUUUUUCUCUCCAGUAGACAAUAGUAGCUUGUUUUAAGUGAAGUUCUCUCACCCCAUUGACAAAUCUGGAAAUUAGUCAAAUUUUCUCAUCCCAUUGCCAUUUUUUCUUUAGUCUCAUUUAGCAAAAAGGUAAUAGAAAUAAGAUUUGAAGUCUAAAUAUAAGAGUAUGAUACUUAUUAAGACUUUUUGGGGUUUUUUUGCAGUGUGUAUAUUGUUUGACAUGUACUAAAUGCUAAAUUCAGUAUUUGCUCAUCGUCAUUGCAGAUUAUCAAAAAAAUGUAUUGCACUGAAGUAUCAAUAUAUUUUCUAAAAUUAAAUGUAUAUAUAAAAUGAAUACAUUUAAAAAUAUAUUUUUA
This is a messenger RNA of Conger conger (European conger), 2515 nucleotides long. Its product is annotated as specifically androgen-regulated gene protein-like. Lineage: Eukaryota; Metazoa; Chordata; Actinopteri; Anguilliformes; Congridae. The record is from RefSeq and is a predicted model, not a curated record. The transcript is spliced from 4 exons. Bases 122 to 1435 code for a protein of 437 amino acids.